GGGUCGUGGACUUUGCGCUCCAACUGCGUCGAAACCCAAGAGUGGGUUAGGCCACCCCGCCCUGCAAGGCGCAAAGGCAUCAUAGGGCACCAUGCACUUGCCCGAGGCGUUGUCUUAGUAGAUGCGGGGAACAUGAGGCCCCUUGGUUCCUAAACUCCCCUCACCUUAUCCUCCCGACACGCUUGCUGAACCACAGAACUAAUGUGGAGAGUAGGCCUUAGAGUAACUCUAACUCUAACCCCAACCCACCUCUCAUUUUCAGCAUUUUGCAGCAUGAUUCUAUUUAAGCUGCGAUUUUCCACUUCUAUGAGACUUUGCUGUCUCUAUACAAACUUCUAAAUUCUACUUUGAGGCUUAGCAUUCACCCCAGUAGGCCUAAGCAUCAUGUCAACCCCAUUCUCUGUGGCCGGCAAGACAGCCAUCAUUACAGGCGCCGGAUCAGGCAUCAACUUCGCCUUUGCGCGUCUCCUCCUCUCCAAGAACUGCAACGUCGUCAUUGCUGAUCUCGCGCUCCACCCCGAAGCCGAAAAGCACUAUGCUUCCUCCGUAGCCUCCCCACGCGCUGUCUUCUGCAAGACCGACGUCACGUCGUGGGCUGCUCUAGAAAAUGUGUUCGCCGUUGCUAUCGCAGAGUUUGGCCAGUUUGAUAUCCUCUGUGCCGGUGCUGGGAUCUUCGAACCACCCUACAGCAACUUCUGGUACCCUCCAGGAACGCCCAAGAGCAAAGACGCACGCCAUGGCGACCGCUACCUUACAAUGGACGUUAACACAACCCAUCCUAUCCGCUCAACGCAGCUUGCUAUCUCACACUUCCUGAACCCGCCAGCCGGCAAAGAGAGCGUCAGCACUACGAACCCAAAACGGGUCGUCAUUUGUGGCUCUAUAGCUGGUCAAGUUUCCGCGCUGUCCUACCCGCUUUAUUUCGCCAGCAAGCAUGCCAUUUCUGGAUUUGUGCGGUCCCUUGGUAGUCUUGAAGAGACUGGGAUCCGCGUCGCAGCUGUUGCACCCGGGCUCGUACUGACACCCUUGAUAACGGACGCACCGGAUAAAGCGCGAAUGGUGGAUUUCAGCACAGACAAAUACAUCACCCCUGAAGAAGUUGCUAAAAACCUCCUGCGGCUUUGUGAGGAUGAAGAGAUUGGAGGAGGUACGAUCCUGGAAAUUGCGGCGGGUGGGAAGACAAGGAAGGUGGAGCCCCUCAAUGAUCCGGGGCCACAGGGAGAGGGUCACACAACCAGUCAUGGGGGCGUGGUUGUGGACGAGGUAUGGGAAUUGCUGGGUAAAAACAGAUGGGGUGUUCUAAACUGAUUAGGUGAAGAGGAAGG
This is a messenger RNA of Pseudogymnoascus verrucosus, 1325 nucleotides long. RefSeq lists its product as uncharacterized. Lineage: Eukaryota; Fungi; Ascomycota; Leotiomycetes; Thelebolales; Thelebolaceae. Gene Ontology annotation, molecular function: oxidoreductase activity, acting on the CH-OH group of donors, NAD or NADP as acceptor. The transcript is spliced from 2 exons. The record is from RefSeq and is a predicted model, not a curated record. Gene Ontology annotation, cellular component: cytoplasm. The coding region runs from base 385 to 1308 and encodes 307 amino acids.